CCAACUCCGGCAGACUGUUCUCGGGCACGCUGUGACAUUGUCUUUGAUAUCCAUUGUCCGCCAGAUAGUCUAAAGAUAGAAGCUCAACGGGAAGAAGGUGAAUGCUGCCCUCGCCCCCCUCAGUGCUUAUGUGACAUGGGGGCGUGUCAUGAUGUUAUUUGUGCUGAGGGUUACCAGUAUCAUGAGAUGAGUGCUGGUAAUGGCAGGCCAGGAUCCUGCUGUGCUACAUAUGAAUGCAGGCCAAUCAUGGACCCCGAUCAUUGCAAUGGAGUUGUUUGUCCGGAUAGCUCUGAAGAGAUGUGUCCUCAUGAUUCUAAGGCUGUGAUGGGAGGAAUGUCAGAUGAUGGCUGCUGUAUCCUACCAAGCAGAUGUAGCUGUGCCCUAGAGCGAUGUAUGACACCAGUCUGUUCUCAGGGUUAUUCUCCUAGGAGAAUAGCCAGUGGUACUCUAGAACCUGGAUCAUGUUGUGAUGUCUAUGAAUGUGUUGUUGGUAUUGUAACAGAAGGUUGUACCCACCAUGAACGCAUCUACCGAGAUGGUGAAUCCUGGACUGUAGGUAACUGUAAGACCUGUCAAUGUGAGACUGGUUGGGCACACUGCAUCGUUCAACAAGACUGUAACCUUGAGGAGAAUCAGCUUUGUCUUACUAGUAGACAUGGUAUCAAGAUACAUGGAGAGAAAUGGGAUGAGGAUGAUUGUACUAUGUGUGAAUGUGUUGAUGGCACAUCUGCAUGUAUGACUUCUAGCUGUGUAGUCAGAUGUUACAAUCCAAGAACAGUACCAGGAAUAUGUUGUCCAGUCUGUGAUACUGUGACUAACUUCAUAACCAUGCACCCACUAGAUUGUCCACCACCACAGUCUAACUGCACAUUGCUGUGUCCUUAUGGUUAUGAGAAGGAUGAGAAUGAAUGCCCAAUCUGUCAAUGUCUUCCAGAACCUUUACCGACGCCAUCAACGUCAAGACCAAUACCAACAACAAUGUUGCCUUCAGGUUCAGAAGUAUCAACAUCUACAAGGAAUGAAGCAGCAACAUCAACAAUGACCACACCUUCAAGUACAAGGCACAUAGAAAUUGUUUGUCCUCUUAUAGACUGUGUUGAGAGCUGUAGUAAUGGCUAUGUGACUGACAAGUAUGGAUGUUCAUUAUGUGAUUGUUUACCAGAAAUCAGUGUUUGUGAGGACAUGAGUGAGUGUACUCGGAAGUGUGCCUUUGGUUUCCGUCAAGAUGAGAAUGGUUGUGAUACAUGUCGCUGCCAGCAAUGCAAGCCUAUGGAUUCCUGUACAAAGUCCUGUCUCUAUGGUUAUCAGAUGGGCCGUCAUGGAUGUCUCAAGUGCAAAUGUAGAAAGUGUCCUCUCCUGACAGACUGCAAGAAACUCUGUACACAUGGCUUUGAGAUCAAUGAUAGAGGAUGUGAGAUAUGUAAAUGUCAGGCAUCAAGUGGGUUAGAUCCUAAACCAUCUACUCCAUCUGAAGGUUCAUGUCAAACUUUAGAUCUUGUUGUAUAUGAUGAUGGUGAGAGUUGGCAUGAUGGAUGUCGUCAGUGUUACUGUAGUAAUGGACAAGAGAUGUGUAGUCUAAUAACAUGUCAGGUACCAGCCUGCAGUAAGCCCGUUAUUAGACCUGAUCAGUGCUGUCCAACAUGCCAAGCAGACUCUGAUGUCACCCAUCAGCCAACUAUUCUCUCUGAGGUUUGUCAAUCAGCCAGUGGUCAAUACUAUAUAGAAGGAGAGACCUGGAUGCUAGGUCAGUGUACCUCAUGCAUGUGCCAUGCAGGACAAGUGCUAUGCUCAUCAGAAGUAUGUCCACCGUUGCCGUGUGUCAAUCCUGUUUUCAAGAAUUCUCGCUGUUGUGCAGAAUGCGAAGACGUGCUUCCUGAGGUUGCUAUUGGUGAGCCUACAUUAGAAGAUACCUGCAUGUUACCUGAUGGAGUAACCUUUCAACAUGGUGCUACUUGGAAGGAAGAUAGCUGUACUAGUUGUCAAUGUAUUGAUGGUGAGAUUAUGUGCUUCUCGCAGACCUGUCCACCAGUUGAUUGUGAUAAACCACUUCUUAAGAAAGGACAAUGCUGUCCAACAUGUCUUGAUCCUGAUACAAGGCUUGUAUGCAAGUCUGGAGGUGACAUCUAUGUUAGUGGAGAAACUUGGAGAGUUGAUAACUGUACCAGCUGUGACUGUGAGGGUAGUAGAGUAUCAUGUACAAUAUCACACUGUCCUGUUAUGAAGUGUGAAAAUCUGGUGCAUGUUGCAGGGACAUGCUGUCCAGUUUGUCAAGAUGAAGACAUAUUUGAACCUGAAACCAAACGACCUACAAAGAUUUCACACACUGAUGAAAAAGAUUUUGAUGCCACUGAGCCGGUUCCAAGCCCUGAAAAACCAAAGACGAGAAAACCUUAUCAUGAUAAAGAUUCCAACAUGUCAGAACAGUCUGGUGAUAAUCAGACGCCUAUCGCUGCCAAACAUCAUCCUUUUCCGGUCUACCCAGUCGUUAUGUCAAUUCUCGUUAUCCUCCUUGCAAUCUGUAUUGUCCUUCUACUUCUUCUUUUCGUCACAAAGCGGCGCCAUCGCUUGCUCUAUCACGUCAAUGUCAAACCCAUCGGGGGUAAGGGUCAGCCACCCCCAGCCAUCACUACUACGGCUGUUAAGACAAAAAACACAGAUGUGAAAAAUAGCAACAACAGAGACUCAAUUCGAGAUUCUGCCAUGUUUAAAGACAAUUUACCAGCAAAGUCAGGUGUUAAUAGUGUGGUGUUAGAUGGGAAGGAUAUGAAGAGGUACAGUGAUUUAUUUGCCGUUGGAAAAAGCAUUCAACCCGUGUGAGCUAGAUGUAUCAUCACAGACUCUUUAUUUUCUCAUUAGCUUGUCUGAAAGACCAUAUGAGAAAUACCACAGAGAUAUGUCAGUAACCUUUUCUUCAUUUGCCAAGAUUUUAAGUGUCAUUGUUAGGAAGACUGUGGUAAUAAAUGCAUCUCUAUGAAGGAAGACCUUCGCUCCUUUGUUUUGUCAACUUAUUCAGAGAAAGUGGUCUGCAGGAACUAUGGAUUCAUGUGAUCGCUAUGCUUGUAAAUCAUAAUAGCCUCUAGUUUUGAUAAACUACUAGCCAAUAUAACUGAUAUCUCUAUUAAUUCAACUUUGGAUUAGCUAUUCAUAAUGUUCAUGAAUGACUGCCCUAAUCUGUCAAAGUUGCAAUGCUGUCUGAUGGCGAGAGUGAAUACCGUUGUCCUAUAGUGUAUAACUGAAGGGUAAAUCCAGAGUGUUUUUAUAUUUAGUGAGGCCAUACAUAUUGUAUGUGCUAUUAUAGACUUCAGAGAGCAUACAUGCGAAUCUGAAUAGCUUUACAUGCACUUGAAAUUCCUGGAGAGAACUGUUGAAGUUCUGUGAAAUUAUUGAAUAAUUGGAUUCAAUUUUUAAUGACACCGCUCUUUGAAUAUACAGCUCUGUGUGAUUCCACUACCGUAUAUUGAUAUCCUCUGUUAUGUUUGGAGAGGAAAUUCAUAGUACAAGAUUCAAAGGAUCACCUUUGUACAGUUGAAACUCACUUAUAGUGCCAUACUUGUGAUAGGAUAUUAAACAGUGGAGGAAACAAUGAUCAUCUCAAGGUGAAAAAUCUUUAGAAUUUUGAAGCAGAAACAUCUGUUGUGCUUGACAUUGUAUGUAUGACAUACCCUUACAUUAUAAUGUUCAUUAUAUAUGUCUGAUCAUCAGUUGUCACAUUUGAAAAACGUAUUCAUUCUUUGAUGUCGAUGUUGGUUUUGUCUGAAAAGGCUGUGAUUUUCUUAUUCCCCCUUCAUCCCUACUUCUUUGCUCUUUCUCUAUCUCUUCUUUAUAUCGACUUGCUAAAUAACUCAAUAGUUUUACAUCGUGAAACAUAUGUAGAGAUACACUACUAAUCAAAAGAAAGAACAUUACUUUGUGUAGAUUGUUAUACAUUCACUGCCAUAAAACCUGUAUGUUAUGUAUAUUCCAAAUCUAUUGUUUUGGAGGAAGAUACAUACAUAAGUAUGGAGCCCAUUUGUGAAAUGUUCAGUUUUCCUUUGACAAUCAAUGCAUUCACUCUUCCUACUAGUGACUGAGUGUUAAUGUGUAUAUAAAACUGAGUCAGAUUUACAAAAAAUGGAAGUUGUAUAGUAUGCAUUGAUCCGUUGUGAUCAUGAAACUUCUCGAGCAAUGAUGAUGUUGGUCACUUGAAAAUGAAAUAGGGAACGUAUUAUUUUAAUUUGUAUGGCGUUAGAAGCAAAGUCGCCCUCAUCUUGUACUUAUUUCAUAUUACUUUAUCUCAUGUAUGUAAUUAAGGAGAUAGGGCUGGUAAAGGAAGAUAUUUGAAAAGUACUAUUAUGUGUGUAUGGGUCAUGAUAGGUUUAUAACAUACAGACAACAAGUGUUCCUCUUCGCUAACCCUAACCAGGAAUUUAUUCUAGGUGAUAUUCUCUUGAUUAACAAUGUUACUCAUAUCUACCAGAAGUCUAAUAUUUAUUAUUAAUCACUAGACUAUGAAAUAAUUCAUUAUGUUGAGUUAUAAAAGUACUAACGAUAAGCUCUUGACUAAAUUCAUGAGCUUUGGAUAUGUAACAUUAAUCUUUACAAGUAUUGAUUUUAUUUGUAACUAAAAUGACUAAUUUACAUUGACUAGACAAAAACAAAUGGUCGCUUGGUUGGCUGAAGGGCUGUAUGUUGUGCAUGACAAGGGUGUUGGGUGUAAUAUGAGCAGCCUGGCUGGCUGAAUGGCAGUGAUUAUCUUUGUUGCUGGUAUAAGGGUGAAGCACACGCUACUGUAUGAUAGGUUGUCUGACAAACAGGAAUGGGGAUUGAUGUAAACACCCUUCUGACAGCCAGAUGACAAAAACUAUUUUUUAAUAACAUCCCAGUGCUAACAACUAUUCUUUAAGAUAAUGAUGUGUAGACCUAGUCUCGUAUCACAAAAGGUUCAAUUAGUGUUGUCUAAUCCAGAUCAUUGUUUGAUCAUUUGAUAGUUACAAAUCUAUGUGAUAUGGGACCCAGUAGUGGACUUAAUUAAAUUCCAUUCAUUCUUUAUCACAGAAGCUCAAGCUCAUACUAACAACUCAAGACUUAUUCUCCAAAGCAUUAUUUCUUUCUCUGUUGAAAUUCUGAAGAGGGAGAUGAAAUAUUAAAUACACUGAAUAUUAUUUUUAACUCUAGAUUUUGUUUGCUUGUUUUCUCUUAAAUUAUUGUUGUUGCCAGUUAGCAUUAACAAAGAAUUUUGCAUUUUUUGACUCUUGAGACCCUUUUGUAAAGGGAUGUUGUACAUAUAUAUACAUAGAUAUAAUAAAAUAUAUAUAUUACUUGUGGCAAGGCUGCCUAUUAAGCAUUGAUGCAAAGGACUGGAGCAGAAAAUAAUGUGAUGAAUUAUUUGUUUGCUUUCUAUGUUUUUUUUUAACUUGUGUGUUGAACUUUUGCACUUUGUGCCUUUUUUAUUUGUCUAUAUUGUAGCAUGAUUAAUUUUAUCUUUUAAAAAGUGUAUCCAGGCAAGGAUCAUAUUGCCAAAAAGUUGCUUUUGUUGAAAUGUCCUGUUUUCACUUGAUAUUGAGAUACAAUUGUUAUUGAUAUGGUAAAAAACUCAAUUUUGAUGAACACACAUUGGUCUAUCAGGCUAUUGCCUUUCAAGCUGCAGGAUAUAGUCACUAUUCUGUCAAUUCAAGUUUAAAACUGUAUAGGUUUUUUAUUUUAUAACAUAAAACUUUCCCAGGUAAUUCUGUUUGUUUACUUAAACUAUUCAGUUUCAGAGAAACAAGGUGUUAUGUCCCAAUUAGUAAUCCUUUUUUUUUUAAAUAUUGUUCUUAAAAUAAUUGGUGCCAUAAUAUACUAUUGAGACAGGAGUGUGGAGAGUUUAUAACAGGGUAAUGUUUAUUCAUUCUCAUUGUGUUCCCUAAACAUAUUUGUAUACUCAAUUUGACCCACCUAUGAUGUCAUGAAUGUAGAUUUCUGCUAAGAAAUUGAACUUUGAUAAUGUAUGUUUCAAGAAUAUAUGGUAAUUAUUAUAGUCUUGAAAAAUCCCCCGAAUUUACUUUGUAUGUGAUAGAAAAAAUAUGCAAGAGUAUUUACAAAAAGUAUAAAUCAAUGCUUGAAUAAGAAUGUUGCAUUCCACCUUGAGUGUGAGAAGUCUUAAAUGACAGAAAUGGUCAUAGACAGUAACUCUACAUGCAAUAUUUGCUUUACUUCCUCUUCUACUAAUAUCAUUACUAUCACACAGCAUACAUUAAUAUUGUUUGAUUAUUUCCUCCUUAACAACAUAUUUUGGCAUAAAAAUACCAAAUAAGUUCACUCCCUAUACCAGUGCAAAAGAACAGACUGUUAAACAUUCUAUUGUUAUUGCAAUGAAUUGUCAUGAAAAAGUCCCAUACUGGUAUCAUGUAGUUAGUUGUUAAAGCAAUUGUGAUUGAAGAAUACAUUGUAUGUUGCAUACUAGUUGGGAUGUUGUCGCCUCUCAAAUGAUCUACUUUUAUUCCAGUUUGAUGAGGUUCAUUUCCAAUCCAUGGUUGUAUGAUACUUCUAGACUACAAUACAUGUAAAUCCUAAUAUAUUUCCUAUUCCUUGUUUUAGAAUAAAAUUCUUAUCUACUUUCUCAUGAAUCUUGCAAUCUUAUUUCUCAUGUAUUCUCUUGACAAUCACUAUUUUUAGAAAAAUUCAUUUUUUUGAAUUGUUCCUGUAAUCAUUUUUGUAUAGACUUACUCUGGUAAAAAAAAACCUUUCAGAAAAUGACUGGAGCAUAUUACUAUUCUCAAAGGGGCAAGAUAUCAAACCCUACAUGAAUGAAUAAUUUCUCAGCAAGUUCUCUGCAGUCAGAAUUGAUGUCAUUACAUUAAUGCAGAAUUGCUCAUAAUGCUCAAAUAUUGAAUCAGAAUGAAAAUGUUUGCAGUAGCAUCUAUUGUUUUAGGUUGAUUUUGAUCUGUGCACACACAAAUAUGUUGCUUUAUAGUAAGGUUGAUUCUACACUUAUGCUAUGGUGGAAAUAUAUUAUGCCAAAUUUGUUUCAAUGGAUUGAACUCAACUCAAUGAAUUUCUUCUUUUAUUAUUUUAUUUGUCCAUGUUGACUCUUUUCUUUGUACAAUAGUGUACUUAUAAUUAUGAUUUUGAUUUUAAAUUUAUUGUACACUGGUUGUACAUAUAUUAUUUUGUAUUAAAGAUCCAUUCAUUCUUGAUUUUUUCUCACCCUCAUUGAUAUUAGGUAUCAAAUUAAUUUCUUUUAUUUCCAGUUUCCAAUGUUUUCAUUGCUUCUCAUUACAUUUAAUGUAUAUACACACUUGCAGACACUUAAUGUCUAUUGCUCAUAAUUAUGUAACUCCAUAUAUUAUUUAAAAAAUGAGCAAUUUUAUAAUCUAAGAAAUUAAGUGUUGUAUAUAUAGCUUUAUGUAAUUUGCGAUUUGCCGGUGGUUUUCUUACUACAAUGAAAACUUUUUCAAAAGCCACAACUCAUUCUUUAUGGAAUUAUUCUAAGCUUAAAAUGAUACUGUACCGAUAUUUGUAAAUUAAUGUCCAAAAUCCUUCAACCAAAGUUAUUUAUUUAUCAUAAAAUGAGUGUAUUUUUCUACUGCGUUUUCUAGAUUUCGUUGUGAAAGUUUCAGAAUACUAAAUAAAAAAAAAUUCAUGACUCUGUUAACUUCCUUUCUAUCUCUUAUUUAUUUAAAAGUAGUGAUUUUCACUGCAUGUAGGUGCUUGAAGCCUUGUACUAUCUGCUGCUUUUUUAUAGUUCAGAAAUUCAUUUUUUUUUUAUUGUUUGCUCCUUUAUUAUUUUUAUAUGUGUAAAUUCCUUUAAAAUUGUGAUUACUUUUUCAUAGUCACUCCUUUAAUUAGUUAACCUCUCUUCAUUUUCAAUCAUCUUCUAAUACUUACUGAUGUGUGAGUGUAUUUGUAUUUCUCAAUUUUUAGACACUUUUUCCCCCUUUCCCUUUUUUGCUUUUCUAUAAUUCUCUCCUUUUGUCUUGCCUGAAUGAAGCUCGGUAGAGACCUCGUAAUCACUUAACCUGUUAGUCUGUUCGAAAAUGUUCAAUUUGUUCUCAUUUCUUAUUUCUGCAUCAGUCAUAUUGACACUUGGUGUAGUACCGAAUGUGUGUCCAUGAUGGUGAUUGGGUCAAAGGUCAAGUUUUAGUUUGAAUUUCUCACAUUUCUUUAUUUCUACAUCAAUUAUGUUGUUACUUAGUACAUGUGAUCCUAGGGUAAUACAAUACGUGUGUCCAUGAGAGUGGUCAGGUCAGAGGUCAUAUAGGGGUCAAAAGGUCAAAUGAUAAUGCUAAAGUUUUUGUCAACUUGUUCUCAUUUCUUUAUUUUUGCAUCUAUUGUGUUUGGAACAAAUAACCAGUAGGUAAUACCACACAUGUGUCCAUGACGGUGCUAAGGUCAAAAGAUCAUAUAUAUUAUAUUGAUCAUGAUAUCAGGCGAGACUCUUGGUUUGAGAACCACCUUGUUCUAUCAACCUCUCUUCUUCUUGGGACCCUCUCACCAUCUUUUAUCCUAUUCCUUUUUAUUUUUUCACAUUCUCUUUCCUUUUUGUUCCAAGUAAUACUUUGUUCAAAUGUUAAAACCCAUCUUUCUGCAUCUUUCUUUUCUUCCCCACUCUAUCUCUCAAGCUUUUCUGAAUUAGGUAAUUGUAUCUUUGUUAAUGAUACCCGCAAGAACCGAAAACAUAACUUAAAAUCCUAUACUUUUCUUUAUUUUUCAGGUAGCCAAGUUAAUAUCUAAUCUUCUUUUUGACAUCUUAAUAGUUUUUCUUUGUUUAUUCACUCUCAUUGUCGCUUUACUUUCUAUCUUUCAUCACUUUGUAAAGUGAAUAUGUAAUUAUCAAAUAUUCACUUUACAAAGGUAUGAAAGAUGCCAUCUUCCCCUUAUUUCAUGUAACUCCCUCCCCCUCUCUCUCUCUUUUAGUCACAUACUUGCAUUCCUGCACAU
This is a messenger RNA of Lytechinus variegatus (green sea urchin), 8898 nucleotides long. RefSeq names its product cysteine-rich motor neuron 1 protein-like (gene crim1). The record is from RefSeq and is a predicted model, not a curated record. The transcript has 14 exons. Gene Ontology annotation, molecular function: protein binding; serine-type endopeptidase inhibitor activity. Lineage: Eukaryota; Metazoa; Echinodermata; Echinoidea; Temnopleuroida; Toxopneustidae. The coding region runs from base 136 to 2817 and encodes 893 amino acids.